Messenger RNA from Nycticebus coucang (slow loris), 5180 nucleotides. It is a transcript of the gene MAN1A1, whose product is annotated as mannosidase alpha class 1A member 1. The record is from RefSeq and is a predicted model, not a curated record. NCBI's taxonomy places the organism in Eukaryota, Metazoa, Chordata, Mammalia, Primates, Lorisidae. Gene Ontology annotation, cellular component: Golgi membrane; extracellular exosome; endoplasmic reticulum. The transcript is spliced from 13 exons. The coding region runs from base 517 to 2490 and encodes 657 amino acids. Gene Ontology annotation, molecular function: calcium ion binding; mannosyl-oligosaccharide 1,2-alpha-mannosidase activity. Gene Ontology annotation, biological process: carbohydrate metabolic process; N-glycan processing.
ACUAGUGCUCGCGGGCCGCGGCGGAGGGCUUCUCGCUGCGCUGCUCUCUGCCACUCGCCCGCAGGUCGGCGCGCUCGCGCACCUGAGCCGCACAGGGCGGCGAGGUCGCGGAACAGUGUGCUUAGCCGCGGGGGAAAGAGGCAGCUAGUUCGAGCUCCGAGAUGGGGAGCAGGCGAAGUUGACGAGUCCCCAGCUCACGCCGCGCCGCUCCUGCCCGGAGGUGCGUUGCCCGCGUCCAGAAGGUGUCCGCGCGCGGCCCUGCCCCAGGGACUGCAGCCUGCGGUCUGUCGUGCGUGCUUGUUUGCGAAAGGAGCCGCCCCGGGGAGAAGACGCGGCGGGGAGUUUUUGCCCCCGGCGAGACGGGCAGCCCAGCCGAGGGGUUUGGGCGGCCUGGAUGCGCAGGACCCGGCCCCGCAGCCGCUGACGCCCGGCGGCGGCGGCGAAGUUUGGCUGCUGAGCGGCGCGGCGCCGGGCCACUGGACAGAGGGCGGCCCGGCUGCCGCGGCGGCGGGAGCGAUGCCCGUGGGGGGCCUGUUGCCGCUCUUCGGCAGCCCCGCGGGCGGCGGCCUGGGCGGCGGCCUGAGCGGGGGGCUCGGGAGCGGCGGCGGCAGGAAGGGGUCGGGCCCCGCCGCCUUCCGCCUGACGGAGAAGUUCGUGCUGCUGCUGGUGUUCAGCGCCUUCAUCACGCUCUGCUUCGGGGCGAUCUUCUUCCUGCCGGACUCCUCCAAGCUGCUCAGCGGGGUGCUGUUCCACUCCAGCCCCGCCUUGCAGCCGCCGGCCGACCACAAGCCCGGGCCCGGGGCGCGCGUCGAGGACCUGGCCGAGGGGCGAGCCCGGCGCCGCGAGGAGGGCGCGCCCGGGGACCCGGCAGCUGCCCUGGAGGACAACUUGGCCAGGAUCCGCGAGAACCACGAGCGGGCUCUCCGGGAAGCCAAAGAGACCCUGCAGAAGCUGCCCGAAGAGAUCCAAAGAGACAUCCUGCUGGAGAAGGAGAAGGUGGCCCAGGACCAGCUGCGUGACAAGGCGCUGCUCCGGGGGCUGCCCCACGUGGAGUUCGCGCCCCCGGUCGGGGUGCAGAGCGCGGAGCCUGCUGACGCCGCCAUCCGCGAGAAGAGGGCCAAGAUCAAAGAGAUGAUGAAACAUGCUUGGAAUAAUUAUAAAAGUUAUGCCUGGGGAUUAAAUGAACUAAAACCUAUAUCAAAAGAAGGCCAUUCAAGCAGUUUGUUUGGUAACAUCAAAGGAGCAACUAUAGUAGAUGCCCUGGAUACACUUUUUAUUAUGGACAUGAGAGAUGAAUUCCAAGAAGCAAAAUCAUGGAUUGAAGAAAAUUUAGAUUUUAAUGUGAAUGCCGAAAUUUCUGUUUUUGAAGUAAAUAUACGCUUUGUUGGUGGACUACUCUCAGCCUACUAUCUUUCAGGAGAAGAGAUAUUUCGAAAGAAAGCAGUGGAACUUGGGGUAAAAUUGCUGCCUGCAUUCCAAACUCCCUCUGGAAUACCUUGGGCAUUGCUGAAUAUGAAAAGUGGUAUUGGAAGGAACUGGCCCUGGGCCUCCGGAGGCAGCAGUAUUCUGGCAGAAUUUGGAACUCUGCAUUUGGAGUUUAUACACCUGAGCCACUUGUCAGGAAACCCCAUCUUUGCUGAAAAGGUAAUGAAUAUUCGAAAAGUACUGAACAAACUAGAAAAGCCAGAAGGUCUUUAUCCUAACUAUCUGAAUCCCAGCAGUGGACAGUGGGGUCAACAUCAUGUAUCAGUUGGAGGACUUGGAGACAGCUUUUAUGAAUAUUUGCUAAAGGCAUGGUUAAUGUCUGACAAGACAGAUCUGGAAGCUAAGAAGAUGUACUUUGAUGCUGUUCAGGCCAUUGAGACUCACUUGAUCCGCAAGUCCAGCAGCGGCCUGACUUACAUCGCGGAGUGGAAAGGGGGCCUUCUGGAGCACAAAAUGGGCCACCUGACCUGCUUUGCUGGGGGCAUGUUUGCGCUCGGGGCUGAUGGGGCUCCCCAAGGCCUGGCUCAACACUACCUUGAACUCGGGGCUGAAAUUGCCCGUACCUGUCACGAGUCAUACAAUCGCACGUUAAUGAAACUGGGACCAGAAGCUUUCAGAUUCGAUGGUGGUGUUGAAGCCAUUGCUACAAGGCAAAACGAAAAAUACUACAUCUUACGCCCAGAAGUUAUCGAGACUUACAUGUAUAUGUGGCGACUGACUCACGAUCCCAAGUACCGGAAAUGGGCCUGGGAAGCUGUGGAGGCCCUGGAGAGUCACUGCCGAGUAAAUGGAGGCUAUUCAGGCCUACGGGAUGUUUACCUCCUUCAUGAGAGUUACGACGAUGUACAGCAGAGUUUCUUCCUGGCAGAGACACUGAAAUACUUGUACUUAAUAUUUUCUGAUGAUGAUCUCCUUCCACUGGACCAUUGGAUCUUCAACACUGAGGCUCAUCUUCUCCCUGUACUCCGUACAGAUCAUAAGAAAGUUGAAGUCAACAAGAAAUAAAAAGAAAUUUUACUCUGCUCCAUCCCCCUCACUGCAUACCUUAACAAUUCCUUUUCUGAUUAUCAGGCACAUGAUGAACUUUUAUUAAUAGAUCAGUCAUUAUUCUCUAAGUUCUUAAAUUGUUUUGCAGUCUUUUAUGUUUAUUAUCAUAGGCAUAAGUGGACCUAAAUCUCUUAUUGUAGCCUUUAUUAUUCAGCCAGUAGAUCCACUGUUUGGGGUUUUGGUUUUGGUUUGGUUUUUGGUUUGGUUUUUGUUUUUAAGUAUCUGUUACCUCUGGAGUUGACCGAAGAUGUAAUGUCAUUUUUAUUAGACUGAGUAGAAUGGUUUAACAAUGACCUCUUAAUUACAAUUUGAUUUGACUGCAAAACUUUUUCCUCCUCUGUGAGGAGAUGAUGUCUGCUUUAAGCUGUAAUGUUUUGCCAUGUUGCAAAAAGCCAUAAUAAUAAAUUAACUAUUAGAAAAGCUUUUCCUUUCCAAUGUCAUGUUAAUCUGGUUUGUCUAUCCACCAGAGACAGAUCUUAUGACUGUGACAGCCUCCUUAUGUGGGUCUAUCAUUAUUUGAUAGCGUGUCUUCUAAAAUACUUCCCUCACAUUGUAAUUCAAAUUAGAAAGGCAUUCCAAAAGAAUCAUCUCAUGGUGACCUCAUUGCAUCAAAACUGCAACAUAUUUUUGUUGGUUAAUUAUAUUAAGUGUUUCCCAAUUGGUGAAUUUGACAACUUUACUUUAAAUGCCCUGUGUCAUUUCUGAAUCGUGCACUGGUUAAUUUCUUUCCGUCUCUAGUACACGGUGAGGUGAGCUCUCAAAUUUUGCAGAAUUCUAUGACUGAAGUAUAUUUUUUUAAGAGAAAUGGUAUUAAUGUAUUAGCUUUUGCUUUUAACUGAAUAUAUGAAGAAAUUAGUUCUCUCUAAAAAGAGGGUGAGUAUUUCAUAUGGCUUUUAUUUAGUUCAUCUGUAACUUUGGAUGUUUUUAUUUCAUCUGUAACUUUUUCUUGAGAAAAGAAAAUAUUCCAUUUGGUUCAGAUUUUUCAUAUUUGAAAAAGGCCCUUUCUCAAAUAAAGUAAAUUAUUUCAUUUCCAUUUAUGAAAGCAGGAUUUGACUCCGUGAUAAAGGCUGUGCCAAUUUAUUUAUUCGUGGUCAAUUAAAGAAAAUAAUAAGCUUUUAGACCAAAUAAGAAUAUAGUAUGUUUAGUUUGAUUACUUUAAACAUAAGAGAUCCCAAUUUAGAACCAACAUAUAGAAAUGAUCACUCAAUCCCCAACAAUUCUGCAAUAAAUCAAAAUAAUUAUAUGACUCUUCUAAACAUUAGGCUUUAAAUAUGAAUGGUUUUCCCAAGAGUAGAUUGGUGAUACCUUGUGUUUUCUUGGCAUUUUAGUUCAUUUUACAUACAUACACACAUACAUAUCCAUGAAAUUAUAUAUAUGUGUGUGUGUGUAUAUAUAUAUGAUGAUGCAUAUUCUGAAGUUAAAAGACUUUGACCACCUAAAUUUUCAACCUACACUGGUCAGACAGAUCAGUGCAACCCAAUAACUAAGCUGAAGCAUAUGAAAUUGCUGUUUAAAAACUAUAUAAUAUAACAUCAGCAAUUUCAUAAGGUUCAACCUAAUAUUUUUUAAGACAAUUAUUUUCUUAAUCUCAAUAACUUCAUAGUUUAGCUAUUUCACCUUUUGAAAAUCUUUCAAAUGAUUUCCUUUGUCUGAUAGGGCCACUUGUGUGAUCUGCCUUCCCUCCACUCCAAUUAAACAUUGGUAUAUGUCAAAGAAUAAAUUAGUAAAAUUAGUGAAUGAAAAAGAUUCUCCAGUACAUCAUAAUUGCUAAGUUAGUGAGUCUCUGUGAUCCAGAACAACUUCUUCCUCUCAUAUCUUCUGCUUACCUAGUCAAUGAAUAGAUAUCAAGAGCCCUUUGUUCCCAGGACUUUAAGGCAAAGUAUAAAAAAAGAUUAUUGCCAAAAUUGGGCCAUAUGUAUUUAAAUUAUAACUUUUUAUGUGAAUGUCCUUUGACAAUUUAAUUCAUUUUCUUGCUUUUUCAUUUUAUUUUAAAGAGCACAAAGCUGCUAAGUGUUUCUGUAGCAGGUACAGUAUCAACAUCAGGUUGUGUAUACAGCACACACAACACUACAAUGUACUUACUAUAUCCUGGCAUAAGUAGACAAGCUGUGCUGCGUGUUGCUGUCUCAAUAGCAAGAGUAAAGGUUUUGCAAUUCUAGAACUUGGAUUUUAAGCAAAAGUACAAAACACCAAAAAUUUAAACAAAAUAAGAGAUUAAUAUUAUAUUAUAUAAUUGAAUUAAAGUUAUUUUAAUUAUUUUAAUAACUGAAGGAUUUAAGUAGAAGCUUUUUCAUUUUCAAUAAAACUGUGCAGUUAAAUUUAUAUAUGUAUUCAUUCCUGAAAGAUGAACCAUGGCACUGAAUUUUGUGUUGAUGCAUACGUUUUUGAUAUACUUCGUGCAAUUAAUAUUAUACAUGUCAGUUGUACAGCAAUUUACCAAACUCAAUGACUUGUUUGUCAUGACUCUUUCAUGUAUACUAUCCAUUUUUUACAUUGUUUUUGAUUUGUACAUAAAUCCAUUCCGUCAUUUCCAAAUUUAUAUAAAUCUCUAAUGUAAUGGGAAACAUAAUAGAUUGACACAUAAUUUUUAAAAAUUAUAUUUGUAAAAUUUCUCUAUUGUGAAUAAAGUCUUUUAAUAUAUCUCCUCA